Molecule: messenger RNA, 7810 nt
Organism: Dicentrarchus labrax (European seabass)
Lineage: Eukaryota; Metazoa; Chordata; Actinopteri; Moronidae
Gene: slc16a2
Product: solute carrier family 16 member 2
Exons: 7
Coding region: 975-2678 (567 amino acids)
Biological process (GO): transmembrane transport
Molecular function (GO): thyroid hormone transmembrane transporter activity; monocarboxylic acid transmembrane transporter activity
Source: RefSeq, a predicted model, not a curated record
UGAAGCUUUGGCGACUCUUAGUGGGGGUCCAAAGAAGCCUCUUGCAUACAGUGGACAUAUUCUCAACGUUAAACUGAUACAGACGUUUAACGGCUGACGGUAAAUUAAACCAACCCCCCCUUCCUCUCCCGUCCUGGUUGUAAACACUAACGGCUCAUCAUCCCCGUAAACCUUCAUUUUCUAACCGAACUAACGGUUGAAGCAGACGUCAACCGUCGACGCUCACUCGGGUCUUUACGUGAAUCCGAAAAGACACGAAGCGCCAAGCUCGUCCCACGACUUUAACCGUAACUGCCCCGAAGCUCCGCCAUUGGUCCCAACCGUCCAUCCGCCGGGGCAGGGAGGCGGGGCCGAGCUGUUGAAUGACGGCCGUAGCUUUGUUGACACUUUAGAGCCGAAACAGCCUCCGGGACCCACACGGGCCUACCUAAUUCACAUUUACACCCGCGUACGUUUUAUCAGAUGAAACAGGAGGAGCGCCUAAUCCUUUCGUUCAUCGCCGGGGGGGAUGUUGCGUACCGUGUGCGGACUGCGUGACUGGACGAUACGGUGUCGGAGCCGAGCGGACGUUUUCACAGGUUGAUGAUCCGUGUUUGAGCACCGAGCAGGGAGACCAGCAAAAAGUACAUAGCCUACAUGGUUUCGGUCUCUAUAGGCUGCUCCUUGACUCACAGGCGUACAUGUUAAAGGAGCAAUAGGCGGUGCCUGCUGUUUCCUGGAAGAGAAAAAAACCCCACAGACCUCCGAGCAGAAUGGUACAUUUAACAGGUUUAUUGGCCGAAGUUGACGCUCAGACUUGGGCUACGAGCAGCGUGUAGGAGGCUUGUCUGCUCAGUAAGGGACCGUCUGUCUUGCACAUUUUGACAGAUAGCCAAUCAAAUCUGUUAUUCAAAUUGCUUCUCUUAUAUCAGUGACCUAUAUCUCAUGCAUGUGCGCCAAGAGUCCACAGUAACCUCUCCACCGGAUCAGACAGCAUGGGGAUCAACGGGUUAGACAAUCAGGCUCAGCCGUCCAGCGGAGACUCCCUGACGGAGCAGCCAGCUGCGGAUCCUCAGAAGGAGCAGAGGGAUGCUCCCGGAGGAGAAGCGGACCGGAGCAAGGAUGACCAGGCGGCCGACAGCGAGUGUAAGAUCGCGCAGGAGGACAGCGCCGUGCAGAUGAUCGAGGCCGGGUGCAAGCCUCCCCUCUCCCCGGGUUCUGAAUCCGAGGCGGGGGUCCAGGUGGAGGUGCACGGCCACGGAGCGGGAUUCGUCCCACCCGAAGGAGGUUACGGCUGGCUGGUGGUCUUUGCGGCCACCUGGUGCAAUGGGUCUAUCUUCGGGAUCCAAAACUCUUUCGGCAUCCUGCAUAUGAUGCUGGUGAAGGAGCACGCAAACCCGGAGGACAAGACGUCUCAGUUCAAAGUGGCCUGGGUCGGGGCCCUUGCCAUGGGCAUGAUCUUUUUCUGUUCACCUGUGGUCAGCAUGUUCACAGACCGCUUCGGCUGUAGGAAGACAGCUGUCAGCGGCGCAGUACUGGCUUUUAUAGGGCUGCUCAGUACAUCAUUUGCAAACUCCCUAAGCCUUCGCUAUUUCACAUAUGGCAUACUGUUCGGCUGUGGCUCCUCCUUCGCCUUCCAGCCCUCGUUGGUCAUCCUCGGCCACUACUUCCGCCAGCGCUUGGGCCUGGCCAACGGUGUGGUGACAGCCGGUGCCAGCCUCUUCUCCAUGGGCCUCCCAGUUUUCCUCAACAAGGUGGUGGAACCUCUGGGCCUCAGCAGGACCUUCCAGAUCCUUAGCCUCUUCAUGCUGGUCCAGGCCCUGCUGGCGCUGAUGUUCAAACCUUUACUGCCUGCUGGAGGAGGGAUGGGACCCCCAGGCAUGGGUCCUGGCCCUGCCAAUCCCCAAACACAGUCAGGGGCCACGGCUCAAGCGGGGAGCAGGUGGAGCAGGGUCCUUGGUGGGGUCAGGAAGUACUUCAACCUGCGUGUUUUUCACAUUGUGACAUAUCGAGUGUGGGCGUUUGGAGUUGCCACAGCUGUACUGGGCUACUUUGUGCCAUAUGUUCAUCUGAUCAACUUUGUGAAGGAGCAGUUCAAGGACACCCAGAAGGAAUGGGUGCUCCUGGUAUGCAUAGGAGCUUCAUCUGGAGUGGGACGCCUCGCUUUCGGCAAAAUUGGCGACCUCAUUCCUGGUCUUCAAAAGAUCUACAUGCAGGUGGUGUCCUUCAUGGCUCUGGGCCUGAUGUCUAUGAUGAUUCCUCAGUGCUCGGUGUUUGGGGGGCUGGUGGUCGUGUGUGUGUUCCUGGGGCUGUGCGACGGCUGCUUCCUCACCAUGAUGGCUCCCAUAGCGUUCGAGCUGGUCGGGCCCAUGCAAGCUUCACAGGCAAUAGGCUACCUUUUAGGCCUCAUGGCUCUUCCCAUGACAGCUGGUCCACCCAUCGCUGGUCUCCUACAUGAUUACUUUGGGAACUACACGGUGGCCUUCUCCCUGGCUGGGGUUCCUCCUAUGGUGGGGGGCGUGGUGCUGUUCUUUGUGCCCCUGAUACACCGCAGGCUCCAGCGAGGCCAGGCAGCGUCACCUGAGGAGACAUCCACAACUGCCCACAUGCUGCCCACCGCCCAACCAGCGGGGGAGUCCAAGAGCUGCUCCAAUGGAGACAUCCUGCCUGGCUACACUGAUGUAGAAACACACAUCUGAGUCGCUACCUACAAAGGGAUUCAGCCCACCAGCACAUUUUUCUCAUCCUUAGAUUGCCCUCCUCCCAACCAGAGCUCCUAACCAUGGACUUCCUGUUGGCUGACCUUUAACCCUCUCACCCUCCUGGACUCUCAUUGUCUGUUUGUUAUUUUCAUGUGGAGAGAAAUCGAAAAGGCUGGCUUAGAAGCCACGAAGAGGACGAAAAAGAAGGCACAUCAGCGUGGGAUGAUGGACACGUUUAAGGAGGAUAAGCACAACACAGUCUCAGCUCAGAUUGUCUGAUCCACGGGGACUCUGUAGUAACACAUACCUCCAAGAGGAAAGAAAUAAGAGAUUUUAACUGACAGCGGUAGUUUCUGAUCUUACACGUUUUAUCUUGCUACCACAGCUUUUUGAAGCUGUGAAAAACACUAUGCUUUGUUUUUAGAUUCUAUAUAAACACGCUGUUAAAGAUAAGAGCUAUAUAAAGUAAGAAUUAAUGAAGGGAUACAUUCACGCUAUCUUUAUGUAGUACCUCAUGUAUCUAAUUUUUUUUUAACACAAUGCAUUUUUAUUUAGUUUGUGUAGCGGAAACACAAUCUCAUCUUGAGUGAUUUGCAGGUUUGCGUUUUUCUAUCCUGCUGUUUCCUGCUGUGACAAGAGAAACAUCUGUUGUAAAUGUCACAGGAGGCACCAGACAGUUCUUCUGAGAGAUCAGCCACCAGGCACAAUCACCUCAACUCAACCGCGCACUGUAACGCACUGUACUCACACCCAGGGUCCAAAAACUUCAACAACUUAAACUUCUCUACAGGCCUGCCUGCAUGGGAGCCAGAUGUGUGAUUGAUGUGUGAUUGUGGCAGCUGCUGAUUCGUAUGCCAUGAACCGUAGGGUGUCACAUUUUUGUCACGGUUUUUAAUAUAGGUCAGUGAUUUUCCAGUUUGUGGCAGGUUAACGUAUGCAGUCAAAGUCGGUAGGGGUGAGUUGUGAAAGUGGCGCAUCCGCUACCUGAAUUCAUGAAACGUGACACUUCAGUUGAUACAAAGUCUUCUUAUGAGUCUGUACAGCCUUAACUAUCAGCAUUUGUCUUUUCCAAUCAUCAACAGUUUUUAUUAGCCUUUUUAAAUUUUUAGCAGGGUGAUAAAACCACAUAAACUGUGUUUGUUACAGCUUUGAAAAAUAAUCCAGAAUAGUUUUCUUGUAGUGUGCACACUGUAUACUCGUUCAGUUGGAAAGCGUUGGAAUCAUGCAGGCCUAACGGGAGAUUCAAAGCUGUUGGUAGCACAGUUUUUUGCCAAUUUAAGAAAAAGGCAUUUUGUAUUAUUUUAUUCCACACUUUUCCUCUGCGCACUGACUGCACCUACAUUUUUGAUGGUAGAGCAGUUACAUAAUAUGAAACUACUAUGUUACAAUCUAUCGACGAGAGGGGACUACUGACAUUAAAGCUGCCAAAUGGCCUGAGCCCUCGUGAGGCCAUUUUACAGAUAAACCAAUCAAUUUGCUGCUUCGGUUUAGCUUUGUGUUACGAGGGCGUCACUCACUGUGUGUAGUAAUUUAACAAAACAUCACAGCCUCGUUGAAAGGACAGUUUGCAGUUAUUAUGUUUCAUAAACAUUUGGACCACUUACCUCUGCAAUCUUAGAUUACAGGUUCUCUUGAACAAUGAACUUUAAUGAACAGAUGUGAAGUAGAGCUGCAAUAAUUGACUGUUCGAGUUACACUCUGUGGUUAUAUGCAUAACUGAAUAGCAGAGAGGGGAAUUGGUACACAGCAAGGAAGGAAAUGCUCUGGUGUUCAGGUGGUAUUCCUUUCUGUCCAUUCCCCUUUUUGCUUUCACUGCCAUUAUUCAGUCAGUUUCUGUGUUACACUUACACUUUAGAGCCUAAAAGCUACACAAACCUCACUGCUGAGUGUAGUUUUUGGGGGGUAAUGCUAUAGGACAUACAUACACCUAUACCUCAGUAAUCAAACAAUCCUCAGCAAUCUAGUGGAACCUGUUGACAUUCUUCAUUACUUUAUCGUUCUGUGUAUUGGUUUGUUUCAAUCUGAACCGUUCUCAGAGCCACAAAGCUGCCAAACGCCUGUUUUAAAUCCACCUCACUUUCUCCUAAACCUCGUUAGUGUCUGUUUAGGCACCACAAAACUGUGGAAAGGUCAAACUUCCAUUCCCCGUAAUCCAACAGUUUAGAGAUUUUAUCCUUCCUCCUUAUUUUGCCUUCAUAUCCAUAUGCUUCUUUGUUUUUGAUCCUCACCGUUCCUGGACUCUCUUACCGCUUACACUACGCAUUAUCAUUAUCUUCAUUACAGCCUCAUUUCUGUGUCUGUAAUUGAGGAAAUGCAGUCAUAUUAAUGUUUAAUGUCCUUAACUAAAGAUAAAACUGAGCUAAAGAGGCACUUAAUUAUAAGCAGAGUUUUAUACAGUAAUUAAAGCAUGUUUCAAAACAAAAAACAUAGGCCUCUAGUUUGACUAGGGUAGUGUUACAUUUUGGGCUGCAUGAGUUGAGUUAACUUGAGUUAAGUGUUAAUGCCCUCCUGCUAAAUAAAUACUGGUUAACUGUGAAAUGUAUUUAAUUUAUUAAUUGUUUUAAGUUAUGAGGGUUGCAGGAGAUGCUUUCUAUAAAACCGCAGAACUGCAUGUAAAAUCAGAAACCUAUAUUCCUAACAGCUGAUUUUCAGUUAUUUGCACAGCGAUGUAAAGAUGAUAUUUCUACAGAGAUGAAAUAAAGAGGCAACAUUUGGUGAUGGGUUCAUAUUCUGUUGCACUAACUUAAAAUUGUGUUUUUGCUCCACUGAAAAAACCAGCCCAGAGUGUUACUUACAAGUUGCACUAGUUUACUGUUGUCAAACUAGAGGCCUGUGUCACUGAAGUCCCACAAUCUGGCAAAUGAAUGAGUAAAUGAAGACUACUACAGAGGGAUUAUCCUCUGGCAGCCAUAUUGGAGGACCUCGUCCUUUUGCUAAACGAUUGCAGAAGGUUGUGUUUCUAUGCACGAAACGUAUCCGUCUCAAAAUUAAAUAGAAUUGCUCAGUUUUAGUGUUUUUUGACUGUGAACUGAUGUUUUGUUUUUUGUUUUUUUCGGUAUUGAAUAUGUCGUCUCCUUGUCAGCUUGUGGCUUAACAUCACUGUUGUUUUCUAAAAGAUAUUUUUGAAAUAGACACAAGGAGUAAAAAGCAAGACAUAUGAGUCACAACAGUUUGAAAACAAACCUGCCUUAUAGUUACUGAACAGCUGUGAUACAGCAGACCCACAUUUGACCAGAGUUGAUAGAUUUGAGACACAACUGCAAAGCUUGUAUAGUGAAUUUUUCAGAUCUUAACAUGACUUUUUACUAUAGUCAUUGACAAUCCUGGAUCUUUUCUUAACGGCCUCCUCGAGCCCGACUCAGUUUCUGCUCAGAAGCAGCUUGAGUGCUCCUUUUUAUUAGAAACAUGUAUCAACAUAUGUACUUUAAAUACUCUGUAAUGGUUUUUAAUUAACCAUGAAUUGUUUUUAUUGUGUUGGUUUGUUUUUCAGAAUUGUUUUUUAUUUGUUGUUGUUUUUAGUAAUACGUUUCAAUGACUGGAAAAAGAAAACGCUAUGGGGUUCGGUGUUCAGAUUUGAAAUAAUAUAUAAAAGUGAAGGAGCUGAAUGGAUGAAGAAUGACGCAGUACGACUGGAUGGUUGCAUGAUGCGUGCUGAACCAGUGUUUGGCUUGCCAAAGUCUUUCUCUAUGCAGCGUCGCUGGGCUCGUGGUCAACUUCCUGUGACCGCUUCACCUUCUGAAGUCUGAACAUGUCAAACUCUAAGCGAUUAAUGUUUACUUGGAUGCCCCAAGUUUGCAUUUGUCUCCUGUAGCAUUCUCUGUAGCCUGCAGUAGUUUCAGGCCCAGCUGAACCUACAGUAGCCCCUUACCUAAACUAUAAACUACUAACACUACUACAUGUUUUAUUGUUUUUAUAAUUAGAAUGUUUUUGAGCUGUUGUUGGACUUUUCCCUGACAGUUAAAAUGGUGAAAACGUUUAUCUCCUGUGUUUGCUUUUCUUCACCUACAGUGUGCAGGUCAGAGCUACAGAGAGGCACAUUUGGCACAUUGAAAAGGCUCAUAUCAGACACUGGCUUACACAUGGCAAGCUUAAGCUAGGAGGCACUAUUAAACUGCCCUGUGUUACAUUCUUCCAAAUUUAGUGCAGAACAGGUCAAAUUAACUAAAAUCAACAUGUUUAUGUUGUCUGUUUAAUAGUUAAUAUGUCAUAUUUACUAAUUUAAUUAGUUUUUAGUCAAAUGUAGCUCCAUUUCAUUUAGCAUUUGCUACCUGACUUGAAGUCAGACAUAGCAAAACUGAGCCUUGUUAUUCUACUCUGCAAAUGUGCCAUUUCUCCGCGCCUCUGAUCUCAACCUCUGCUUACCGCUUUUCCUCAGCCUGAAACUGUACAAACAAUCUGUGAAACAGGAUAGCUGAAGGUCUGUAUAUUGUGAAGCUGAGCCGUGAUUUGCAAAAAGUCAACACCUCAUAUGGACCUCUUCCAGCAAGAAUACUUUUUCAGUGCAGUUGCCAGUACCAGUCAUCCUUUUUGAAUUGUGUGUGAAGGAACUUUUUUUUUAAUUGCUUUUAGUCACGCACCUGAAUAAUGUAUAAGCCGUCAUAUGAUCCAUAUGUUGUAGAACCCUUGUAUUAUUCAUGCAUAUUUUUCUUAUCUUGACUGUAGGCAUCAUUUUUUCACAGCUAUAAAUACUUUUUCUGGUGAUGUAUCUGCAUUUAUAUUUCUGUAUGGUCACCAGGGCAAUAGUUUGGCCCUGGCCUUCCCACAGCCUUACUUGUUGAAAUAUGAGGAAUAUUUCAGUGCGGGGCUCUGCUAAACUUUCCUUCUUUAACCUUAAGUAAGGUUGCUGCAGUUAAACCUCUAUUGCCUGUCUUUUCUUCUUAAAGCUGUCAUUCUCUGUCCUCCUUACACAAGCUAUUUUUUUUAAUAUAAAUACAUAGCCUACUUCUCUUUUAGUUAUUUUACAAAAUGUUCUAACAAGGCCAGUGAUGCCGCAAGAUCUGAAAUUAAGUCAUGCUGCUAGAAAAAAAUUAAUGUAAUUUUUGUGUUUUUGUCAAAGUAAUUUUGAAUCUGUAUCAAAAGAGGCACAUUUUUUCUAUCAAACCAACAAUAAAGAUGUAAUAUGAAAACAA